Melampsora larici-populina 98AG31 is the source of this 321-nucleotide messenger RNA. RefSeq lists its product as uncharacterized. The record is from RefSeq and is a predicted model, not a curated record. The transcript is spliced from 5 exons. NCBI's taxonomy places the organism in Eukaryota, Fungi, Basidiomycota, Pucciniomycetes, Pucciniales, Melampsoraceae. Gene Ontology annotation, biological process: adenylate cyclase-activating G protein-coupled receptor signaling pathway. Gene Ontology annotation, cellular component: heterotrimeric G-protein complex. Gene Ontology annotation, molecular function: G protein-coupled receptor binding; guanyl nucleotide binding; GTPase activity. Bases 1 to 321 code for a protein of 106 amino acids.
AUGAUAGAGCUAUUUCUUGGUGAGGUUCAAAGGAUUGGUCAACCUGAUUAUAUCCCAAACAAGACUGAUGUCUUAAUGGCACGUACAAAGACAACAUGUAUCUCUAAAACUAAAUUUGAAUCCGGUCAACUUUCAAUUCAUAUGUUUGAUGUGGGUGGACAAAGAUCAGAAAGGAAAAAAUGGAAUCAAAUGGUAAAAUCAUUAGUCUUAUUUCAAUCAAUUGAUUUCCUCAAAGCUAAACUACCUAAAGUUCCGCUCAAACAUUAUUUUCCUGAAUAUACCGCUGGGAAUGAUGUUAAUAAAGCACCAAAUUAUAUUUAA